Punica granatum (pomegranate) is the source of this 2167-nucleotide messenger RNA. NCBI's taxonomy places the organism in Eukaryota, Viridiplantae, Streptophyta, Magnoliopsida, Myrtales, Lythraceae. The record is from RefSeq and is a predicted model, not a curated record.
UUUUUUUUUUUUUUGUGUCUGUUGUAUUUUAAUGGCACGUCGGGCAAAAGUAAAACCGCGCGAAACAUAACGGACCCGCCGGUUCAGAGCCAUGCCCGCGGCCACUCUUCUCGUCACACCUCCGCGACCCGCCACCGCGAGACGCCGCUCUCGAGCGCCGACCUCUCCUCCCUUGACCCUCCAAGAAACAUUCUCGGCCCUGAUUGACAAAUCCCAGACUCUCAGUGACCUCCUCCAAGUCCACGCCGCCGUCCUCCGCCGCGGCCUCCGCGACGACCGCAUCCUCAACUUUAAGCUCCAAAGGGCUUAUUCCUCCCUUGGCUGCCUUGAUAACUCUGUCUCAAUCUUCAAAAGUACUCUGGAGCCGAAUGUAUUCAACUGGACGGCCAUUAUUUACAGUCAUGCCCAAUUGGGCUUACACGACCGAGCUAUGGCAUACUUCAUUGAUAUGCUGUGCAGUGGAGUCGGACCCAACGCGUUCACGUUCUCGGCCGUGCUGAAAUCCUCCCCGAUUAGGCCCGGGAAAUCGCUCCACUGUCUCGCGUUUAAGCUCGGCUUCGGCUCCGACAUGUAUGUGGAGACGGGUCUGGUGGAGGUGUAUGCCAGGGGUGGCGAUGUUCCAUCGGCACGUAGAUUGUUCGAUGAAAUGCCCCAAAGAAGUUUGGUUUCUCUGACCUCGAUGAUCACGUGCUAUGCGAAGCACGGGGAGAUGGGCAAAGCGAGAUGGCUGUUUGAUGAAAUGCCGGAGAGAGAUGUCGUGUGUUGGAACGUGAUGAUCGAUGGGUAUGCCCAGAAUGGGUUCCCGAACGAGGCCUUAGUGAUGUUCAGGAGCAUGAUGUCUGAUGCCAAACUGAGGCCGAAUGAGGUGACCGUACUGGCUGUCCUUUCAGCAUGUGGGCAGAUGGGAGCACUGGAAAUGGGACGGUGGCUUCACUCGUUCAUCGAGAAUAGUAAAAUUCGUGACAAUCUUCAUCUGGAGACUGCCCUGAUCGACAUGUAUAGCAAGUGCGGGAGUUUGGAGGACGCAAGGCUUGUCUUCGAGUGGAUGAACAAGAAGGAUGUCGUGGCAUGGAACUCGAUGAUCUCAGGGUAUGCGAUGCAUGGGUUCAGCAGGGAUGCUCUCGCGACUUUUGAUGAGAUGCGGAGGCUGGGCAUAAACCCUAAUGACGUGACAUUCAUUGGUGUCCUGAAUGCCUGUGGCCACACCGGGAUGGUCAGGGAGGGUAGGAUGCUCUUCAACAUGAUGAAGGACAAGUACGGGAUUGAGCCGAAGGUGGAGCAUUAUGGGUGCCUGGUCAACCUUUUGGGUCGAGCAGGGCACCUAGAGGAAGCUUAUGAUCUCGUAAAAGGCAUGAGGCCUGAACCCGACAUUGUCAUCUGGAGCUCCUUGCUCGGCGCAUGCAGGCUCCACGAUGACUUGGCGCUUGGGGAGGAGAUUGCGGAGCUAUUGCUCGAGCAGAACCCUGCAAGUUCCGGAACUUAUGCCCUCCUGUCCAAUAUUUACGCGAAUUCAGGCAACUGGAUCGAGGUAGCAAGGAUUAGGGGCAUGAUGAAAUCAAAAGGAGUGGUGAAGGAGAAAGGCUGUAGCUCUAUAGAGGUGGACAAUACGGUACAUGAGUUCCUCGCCCGUGACACCAAGCACCCGAGAUGCCAGGAAAUCUACUUGAUGUUAGAGGAGAUGAAUGGUUGGCUUAAGGCAGAGGGUUACAGAGCAGAGACUGAUAAAGUUCUACAUGAUCUAGGGGAUGCAGAGAAGGGUAGAUCCCUAGAGGUUCACAGUGAGAGGUUGGCAAUUGCUUUCGGCCUCAUAAGCAGUCAACCGGGAACUACAAUUCGGAUAGUGAAGAACCUCCGUGUUUGCUCGGACUGCCAUGCAGUCAGCAAGGUAUUAUCGAGGGUCACUGGACGGAAGAUCAUCAUGAGGGACCGGAAUCGGUUCCACCACUUUGUAGAUGGUUCAUGUUCAUGCGGGGAUUUCUGGUGAAGGCUACUUGCUAGUUUUCCCGGGCACUGAUUAGUCCAAAUAGGGAAUUUGUUGUCCUAUGGAAGUUGUUAAUAUGUUAAGCAAGCUCGUAUACAAUCAUUGUACGAUUUACUGCAGCAGAAAAGACCGUAUGAAGGCGGAAAUCUUCCGAAACAUAACAGAAUGGAGCGCACAAUUUGCAAA